AUGUGUGGAAAGAUGGAGCACACCCACAUGGAACACAAGGGUUUACUUGGUGGAGAAUUUAAAGAUGGAAUUGGUGCCUCAAUCCACAAACCCCCACCUUCUAGCACAUCUAGUAGGCCAAAUAGCAUGGUUGUGAAGAAGGUGUGCCCGCGGGAGUUCAUCCCGCCGCACAUCGUGGCGGAGGCAAUUUCGACGCUGCACGGUCUGGACCUGCGGUGGUCGGGGCCGAUCACACCGAGCGAGCGACUGUACGUGGAGCAGUACGUGCUGGCCAAGUACCCGCAGUACUCGCACGGCCUUAUCGAGGACGGCAGCUGCGACAUGGACGACAUCUACUCCACCUACUACAGCAGCAGCACGACGACAUCGCCGGAGGUUGGAGGAGAGCGGCGGCGAUCAUCACCGGUGGGGUCGUCAUCGCCAUCGGUGAGGCCAGACAUGGUUGACAUGGUCCGGCUGGAGCCGUCGCGGCUGCUGGACAUCCUGACAAAGAAGUCGUCGUUCCCGGGGAGCUUCAUCUCGAUACCAGAGAUCCAGGCCAGGAACCGGGUGCUCCGCCACUAUGGCCUCACCGACGACGAGUACCUUGUCCUCUUCGCCCCCACGCCCAGGGAUGCCAUGAUGCUGGUGGGGGAGAGCUACCCGUUCUUCCGCAGCAGCUACUACAUGUCGAUCCUGGAGGAGGACGGCGACUGCAUCCGCGCCUUCGCGGCGUACAAGGAGUCCAAGGUCAUCGCGGCACCGGAGUCGUGGCUCGACCUCCGCAUCAAGGGCUCCCAGCUCAGCCAGUACUUCCGCCGCAAGUCCAAGCACGCGCCUAAGGGACUCUUCGCCUACCCCGCCGUCUCCCCCUCCAACACCGGCAACCGGUACUCCCUGCACUGGGUCUCGGAGGCGCACCGCAACGCGUGGCACGUGCUCCUGGACGCCACUGCGCUUGCCGUCAGCGAAGACCGACUCCCGCUCUCGCUGCACCGCCCGGACUUGGUGCUGUGCACGCUUGGCGACACCACGCGCGCGCGGGUGGAGGAGCAGCAGCCGGAGGCCAGGGUCGCCUGCCUGCUCGUCAGGAGAAGGUCCUUCGACACCUCUCUCCAACAGCCGCAGAAGCAGUGAUACAUACUACUACUACACAAGUUGAUGUAGGCACGGUGUCGCUCGCGUGCAUUCCAAUCCUUUGUUGGGCCGAGAGAAAGCCGCACAGAUCUUAAAGCACUCGUGUGUAUGAUUAUUGCCUCUUGCCUCUAAGCUGUAACAGGCGCAAUCAAACAGUGAUUGUGAGCUUUGAGAUCUGUGCGGUUUUGUUCUUAAUUCCUUUUUGGGGUUAUAGCUACCGAUGUCCGAUGGUGUUUAAUUUCUCAGGUGUAAGUAAGCUCGGUUUGUCACCGGGCAUAUCUUUCGUUGGAGUUCUAGAGCAGAGCCCCGGUCUCAUUUCAAUACAAAGCAG
Molecule: messenger RNA, 1447 nt
Organism: Phragmites australis (common reed)
Lineage: Eukaryota; Viridiplantae; Streptophyta; Magnoliopsida; Poales; Poaceae
Exons: 4
Coding region: 1-1116 (371 amino acids)
Source: RefSeq, a predicted model, not a curated record